Molecule: messenger RNA, 3897 nt
Organism: Oncorhynchus tshawytscha (Chinook salmon)
Lineage: Eukaryota; Metazoa; Chordata; Actinopteri; Salmoniformes; Salmonidae
Product: far upstream element-binding protein 3
Exons: 17
Coding region: 107-1933 (608 amino acids)
Biological process (GO): regulation of DNA-templated transcription
Cellular component (GO): nucleus; cytoplasm
Molecular function (GO): mRNA binding
Source: RefSeq, a predicted model, not a curated record
GAUAGGGUGGUUUUAGCUUCCUCUUCCUGAGGUCGGUGCGUGCGCUGCUUGAUUUGCUCGCCAGUCCGAAGUUUUUUUUGGUGUGUUGCUGAGAGCUGCUGUAGGGAUGAUGAUGAUGGCGGAGCUGGUACAGGGACAGGCCUCGGUGGCUCAGCCUGGAACGAAAGCAGAUGGCUUCGCCGACGCCUUACACCGGGCCCGACAGCCCUCCCCCUCUUUCUCAUCCCUCUUGUCUCCUCAGAUUGCAGCUAAGAUGGGAGGUGACCAGAUGCCCCACAUGAACAACUCCUCUCCAGUCCUAGACCCCUCUCUCUAUGGCUACGGAGGCCAAAAGCGCUCGAUGGAUGAUGGAGUAGGUAACCAGCUAGGUGGAAUGGUACAUCAAAGGGCUAUUAUGACAGAAGACUUCAAAGUGCCUGAUAAGAUGGUUGGAUUCAUCAUUGGAAGAGGAGGAGAGCAGAUCACGAGAAUUCAGUUAGAGUCCGGCUGCAAGAUCCAGAUUGCUGCAGAGAGCGGAGGCAUGAUGGACAGGCCCUGCACUCUAACUGGAAGCCCAGAGAACAUUGAGCAGGCCAAGAGGCUGCUGAGCCAGAUCGUGGACCGGUGUCGAAACGGCCCAGGCUUCCACAGUGAGAUGGACGGCAACAGCGCCAUCCAGGAGAUCCUAAUCCCUGCCAGCAAAGUGGGCCUGGUCAUCGGCAAGGGAGGAGACACCAUCAAACAACUGCAGGAGAGAACUGGUGUGAAGAUGAUCAUGAUCCAGGAUGGCCCUAUGCCCACUGGAGCAGACAAACCCCUGAGAAUAACUGGGGACCCCUACAAAGUGCAGCAAGCACGGGAGCUGGUGGUAGAGAUAAUCCGGGACAAGGACCAGGGAGACUUCCGGGCCAACAGGGGAGACUUUGGAUCCAGACUGGGGGGAAGCAGUCUGGAUGUGGCAGUCCCCAGGUUUGCUGUGGGCAUCGUCAUUGGCAGGAAUGGAGAGAUGAUCAAGAAGAUCCAGAAUGACUCUGGGGUCAGGAUCCAGUUCAAACCAGUGUCCCCCUCUCCUUCAGACGAUGGCAUCAGCCCUGACCGGAUUGCCCAGGUGAUGGGCCAGCCUGAUCGCUGCCAGCAUGCUGUUCACCUCAUCAACGAGCUGGUCCACACGGCACAGGAUCGGGAUGGCUUUGGGGGUCCCGUGGGCCCCAGAGGCCGGGGCAGAGGCCGUGGGGACUGGAGCAUGGGCGCACCCGGUGGACUGCAGGAAGUGACAUACACGAUACCCGCCGACAAGUGUGGCCUGGUGAUUGGGAAAGGUGGCGAAACCAUCAAGAACAUCAACCAGCAGUCUGGAGCGCACGUGGAGCUGCAGAGAAACCCGCCGCCCAACACCGACCCCAACGUGCGCAUUUUCUCCAUCCGCGGCACAUCCCAACAGAUGGAAAUGGCCCGCCAGCUGAUCGAUGAGAAGAUUGGGGCCUCAGGAAUGGGGGGCAACAGCAAUUUUGGUCUGAACCCCUUUGGUCAAGGACCAGCUACCCCUCAUCAGAAUGGACCCCAGACAUUCAUGACAGGUGGAUGGGGCACAACAUAUCAGACAUGGCAGCCUCAGGGCCAGCAGGACCCCAGUCUCAAUGGAUCCCAGACUGACCAGAUGGACUAUUCCAAAGCAUGGGAGCAGUAUUAUAAAAAGCUAGGUCAGCAGAGCCAAGCCCAGAGCAGUGGCCCUGACUACAGCAAAGCAUGGGAGGAAUACUACAAGAAACAGAACCAGGCAGCAGGCCCUGGCUCCCAGCAGAGCUCCCCUCCGGAUUACAGUGCUGCCUGGGUGGAGUAUUACAGACAACAGGGGGCCUACUAUGGCCAAGGUGCACAGCAGACACAGGCCCCAGGCCUUCAGGUGAGAACCCAUCCAAACGCUCAGCACCAUCUCCACCCCACAACCCCCUGAGGUCUGUUGUUGACCACGGAAGUCCUUUAGGAGGAAUGUUGAAUGGUUUAAAGCAGGGUUCCCCAACUGGCAGCCUGCGGUGGUUUUAUGUGUGCCUACCCCCCCCCCGGACAUUAAAGACUAAUAACACCAGGAAAUCUGCUCCAAGUGAUUUUAUUUUUUGGAAAUCUGUACCUAAUUAUCUCCACGCAUUACGGAGAGAUGAUGUCAGCAAGGUUUGAAAAUUCAUUUUGAAUUGAUUGUUUUCGUCAAAUAUUAAUGUGGUGGUUAAUUUGCAGUCUAAAAAUUAUUUGUAAUUAUGUCUCGUCCCCCCGACCAUCCGUUCAAGAGAAUCUACCUGCAGCUGAAUGUAGUUGAUGAUCCCUGGUUUAAAGGCAAGGUUUAAUUCAAGUAUGGAGGUUUGAAAGUACAUCUGAUGAGAAGUUCCAUGUAAAUCCAUUCUGGCAUCUAUUAGGUUGAGUUUAACUAUUGUAAGGUUAUGUAAUGCAACUUGCACAUGUAAAUCUAUGUAAAAUGUAUUACUGUGCUUGGUCAUUGACGUGAACCUGUGUUUUGCAGGAUCAUUAGAGAGGACGCCCUUUAGUUGAAGAUUUUUGAAUCAUUGAGGAUGAAAACAAACCUUUUGUAACAGGUUUCUAGAUUUGCAACGCCUUGAAGACUUACUUUUUUCUUAGUGAGAAACACUAGCUGUAGACUGACUUAUACAAUAAAAAAAGAAGAAUAUUUCUAAAUCAGGAACAUUUAAUUGUUACUAAAUACUUGUGUACACCAUUAUUUUGAAUGGACAAUUCCUGGGAUCCCUUUUGGACUAAUGCGAGAGCUGUUUUGUUUUCUAUUUUUUCCUUUUUGAUUCAAAUGACAUCGCCAAAACGAACCCCGGAGUUGUAACAUUUUAGUAAAUGCAAUAUAAUCUAUUUUUUCUAGUUCUGUUGCAAUAAAAUCGUAAUUAUGGGCUUAGCAGUCUUGAAUACAUUUUUUAUUUUGUCAUAAGAUGUUUUAAGAAUGUGUAAAAAUGUUUUAUUUUCCUUUUACAUAAAGCAUUUUAAUUCAGUGAUGAAAAUUAUGUUUUGUUACAGGAACAUUUCUUUUGUUACGUAAUACAAGGAGUGAUGUUGGCAAAUGGCAGUCAGUUCCUAAUUUAAUUCCUGUUGUGCUUUGUAUUUUUUUCAUUGUCAUUUUAUUGUAUUCUGGUUUAAAAAAGUAGCAAUAUCUUAUUUCAUUUUUGAAACAAAGAUGGAUUCUCUAAUAUUUUGACAGACAUUUAACUUGUAGUUCAUUUUAGAUUUUUUUUUAAGGCAUAUGAAAAUGUAAUGGGUACUUUUUUUAUUACAAUGAUCUGAUAUUGGAAAAGGGGGAUGUUGCAUAUUGUGAGGUUUUUGCCUUUGCUAUCUUGUAAAACUAUGUAUGUAUGCUCAGAUACUUGACUAAAGACUUUAUUUAAAAUAUAUAUAUAAUUAAAUCUAAGAAGUUUUUUUCAUGGAGUCAUUAUCGCAGGAAAACUGUCCCUGUUCUGUUUUCAUACUGAAAAUGUUCAAAGAUCGUGAAUGUGUAAUUUGAUGUUGCAUCUUGCUUAGGACAAAAAUGAGAAAUGCUAGGUUUUUAUGUAUGUUCUGUACCUAAAUCAUUCAAGACUGCUAAGCCUCUGGAUUCUACCUGUGUAAUAAUUCAUUGUAGUUUUUUAUAUUCUAAGUAUUACGAUCAAAAUUGUCUUAUUUGGUACCACCCAGUUUCCCUAACGCCCCCUCCAGUACACACUGGACUUGUGUACAGUCCAAUGCUAAACUUUUUAAUUAUUUUUUCUUUCUACUUUGUGUGAUCUCGUAUGUAUGAUUGAAUAGUUAGAAUUGAAUCUAGUAUUAACUUCAUUGCUUAAUGAAAAGGGAUAUUAUAAUUUGAAAAUGUUUCAUUUUAGUGUUUUUUUUUCCUUGUGUACAGGUAACUGUGUAUUAAAAACGUCAAGACUA